Messenger RNA from Prunus armeniaca (apricot), 1488 nucleotides. The record is from the annotation of a GenBank genome assembly. Lineage: Eukaryota; Viridiplantae; Streptophyta; Magnoliopsida; Rosales; Rosaceae.
AUGUCUCCCUUCAGAACCCUCCUUUCCCACCACCACUCCUACUCUCUCCUUCAACCCCAUCUUUCCAUUUCCCAAAUAACCCGCAAACCUUUCUCAUUCUCCUCCAUCUUCCAGAGAUUCUAUAGCUCACACCAGACUGAAAACCAAACCAAACCGAGAAAGCCUUUAGACCUUCUCUUCAAAGAGGCCGUAGAACUAUCACCAAAACCCGAAAACUCCGAAAGCGAAGGUGAAACCGAAGACAGCCCAUUGAAGAAGGGCUUGAGGGAGUUGGAGAAAGAGGUAAAGAGCUUGAAAUCGAAUUCGAAUGGUGAAAACAAAGCGAAGAAGAGUGAAGUCGAACCCAAGAAUUCUAAGGGUGAAACCGAAGACAGCCCAUUGAAGAAGGGCUUGAGGGAGUUGGAGAAAGAGGUAAAGAGCUUGAAAUCGAAUUCGAAUGGUGAAAACAAAGCGAAGAAGAGUGAAGUCGAACCCAAGAAUUCUAAGGGUGAAACCGAAGACAGCCCAUUGAAGAAGGGCUUGAGGGAGUUGGAGAAAGAGGUAAAGAGCUUGAAAUCGAAUUCGAAUGGCGAAAACAAAGCAAAGAAGAGUGAAGUCGAACCCAAGAAUUCUAAGGCUAAGGUCAGCUUAUACGAAGUGUUCACAAACAAGGCGGCGGCGGGGGAUGAAAGGAAGUGGAAAGAGUUGACAAGAGAGAGAUCAAAUGCGUUUAAGGCUUUGUCGCAGGAUAUGGAAGUGGUUGUGAGCCAUUUGUACAAAGAAGGGUACUUUAAAGAUGCCAAUUUCUUGUCUGUGAAUGAUGGUAGGUUGGAUUUUAGUUGCUUUAACAAUAGCUAUGGCCGCAGUUUUGUAAAGUUUGCGGUGGAGAGGUUUGCCAAAGACAACCAAGUGAUUGCAAAAUGGUUGUCAGGCUCUGACUUGAAAAAGGUGGCCCUUGUUGGUUGCCCUUCCCUUGCAAGAAAGAGUGUUUUCGGUGCUAAAAGAUUGCGUAAAUUUUUUGAUAUUCAAGAACAUACUGUUUGUAGCAAAUGUGUCUUAAAACAAUCAUGCAACUUUGUGAAUAAGAAUGUGUGGAAUAGAGGCGCCAAGAAUUUGGAUCUGGCUGAUGUUAUGAAUACUAUCACUUUAUAUGCUCUGGAUGCUGUGCCUCCACAGCUGGUUGUGUCUGAUGAAGUAAAGUCUUCUGUUAGUCGAUUGCUCAAGGAGGUGUUGAGGCUAAGGUGCACAUGUGGGGGAUCUGAAAUAAUCCAACCCAAUUUGGGUGAAGUUUUCACCCUCCGUAGCGGGUUUGCACAGAUUUUGUAUACCACCUUCAGUCUUACAUUUGGGUUUGCUUGCACACGUUACAUUGCAUGCAUUUUUACUGGUUUUAUGAAUUUAGUUUCAUCUAAGUUCUUGCUUGCUUCCUCUGGUCACCAGUGCGUCCUGGAAUCUCGUAUCUCACCGACCAUAUAUUCUGUUCCAGAAACAGCAGUUGAGUUCUCUUGA